CGCAAGGGCUUAUAAUCCCGCGCUGGAUGGACAAGACCCCAAAAAAUUGAACCCGUCGCGCAUCGCAAUGCCUGCUUGAUUUGAACGCUGAGGGAUUAUGCAGUACUUGGCGCAGCUUCGCGACUAACCUACCCCCCUCGGUCCAAUGCUUUCCCCUCUUGCUCUCAGAGUCAUUUAGCUGGGUGCAGCGCUAUCUCCCGAUCAUCGGUGGCUGGCCGAGAGCCGAUCCUCCACCACACGCUUCACACUCGCCGGUCCAGUCCCGCCCUUGACUACGAUUGUAUGACUUGCGCCGCGUUUAAUUGACGCACGAGCGAUUGAUGAUCCCUCCCAAGAACUCCCGAUAAGGUUACAUUUCGUUGAGGCUCAUCAUGUCAUCCACGACAGCCCCGAGUAGCUCCAUCCAGAAGCUCGCCUCUCCGGGAUUUAAUGCCGGAGCCAGACCCUACAGGUCACACAAAGUCAGGGCAUGCGAUUUGUGUAGGAAGCGCAAGUCUCGAUGUACAGUGGAUAUACCCGGCCAGUCGUGCCUUCUGUGUCGAGUGCAGGGCGCCGACUGCCACUAUCAGGAGGACUCCAGCCAGGAUCCUCCGCUCUCAAACGGCCAUGAAACCAAAAGAUGGUCGGCAGAUCCCGCGCAGGUAUCGACUAUUGGCCAAAAGCGCAAGCGCAGCUCAGAAGUUGGCUCUCCGGCCAGUGUCAGCCGCCCACGAGCGUCCAGUGUUCCUCAGUCAGAUUCCCUAAGUGGCCACCGAGGAAGCGAAUCCAGAUUCGACGAUCCUCACAAUGAGUCUGUUCUCAUAGUCGGACCUGUGGUAGCCGAUGAUGCCCAAGUGAUUGAAAAGUACAUGCCUACCGAGCGGACCAGCAAGUCCGUGGAACCGAAGAACAAUACAUAUAAUGUCUACUCGAGCGAUCCGAGAAAACCCAUCCUUUACACAACCGUUUCACGACGGAGACAAGGCAUGCGCGUUGGUAUCCCACCGGGUGAGAACCAGAAAGAGAUUCUGGAGCAAAUCCUGGGGCCCUUCAAGCACGAUCUAGUCAGACUGUUCAUUGACCGGUUCAACGCAGCAUUCCCAAUCUUCGAUGGAGAAAGUUUCUGGGAGGCAUUCAUCUCAGAAACACCCGGUGACCCACCGGCCUCGCUCUUGUGUCAGGUUUAUUCAAUGUCUUUAGUAUAUUGGAAGCACACCCCCAAACUGGCUUGUCAUCCCAAACCUGACGUCCGAUAUGCCGUCAACAUGACAGUGGCCGCUCUACAUGAGGAAUUCUCUGCUCCUGGUCUGUCCACAAUCAGCGCAGCUCUUAUCGAUUUGACCGGUCGCCCGAUCUUCUCCAUGACUGGCAAUGCGAUCAGCAGCGGUCGUAUGGUCUCUCUCGCUCAUUGUCUUGGACUCAAUCGCGACCCCAGUCAUUGGAAGCUGUCUCCGGCUGAAAAGAACCAUCGUAUGCGCUUAUGGUGGGGGGUGGUAAUCCAUGAUCGCUGGGGGAGCUUCGGCCAUGGUGUACCGCCUCAAAUCGCCAAGAACCAGUACGAUGUGCCUCUUCCGACAAUCGAUGUAUUAAUACCGGCAGCAUCUCGCACCCCUGAGCGCGUGAGAGCCGCGCAUUGUCAUAUCGCGCUGUGCCAAUUGACUGAGAUUUUGGGAGAGCUUCUGCCCCUUGUCUACGGUCUCCAGCAUCGAUUCCCGCGUGAAACCACCAAAAAAGUGCGACAAAUCCGGACGGAUCUGGAUGUCUGGGAGGACUCACUGCCUGACUGGCUGAGAACGCCUCCACGUACCUCGGAGGAACGCAUCUCCGGCACAAGCAGUCUCCAACUAGCCUUCCUGGCUGUAAAGAUGUUGGUGAGCCGAGUGGAGCUGAACGAGGUCAACAACUCAGAGACGGAGAACCCCGAAGCUCGCCGCUACUUUCAGACCGAAUGCCGCAAAUCAGCGGAAGAAAUAGUGCAAUUCAUCUCAUCCCUUCGGAAGGAGAAUUUCCAAGAAUUCUGGCUUCCAUAUAGCGCCUUCCAUCUCACAACCACGGCCACGCUUUUAGUCCGCUGCGCGUUGGAAACCACCGACAGCGAAGUGGCGCGGUCCUGCCUCACCAACGUCGAGACCUUCCGCGCCAUCCUCCGUCGUGUCCGCGAGGAUGAAGACUGGGACGUGGCCGACAUGUGUCUCGACCACUGCGAACGACUCCUCAGCCGUCUCCCCGGCGGCAGCAGCAGCAACCCGGAUUCCAACUUCACCCACGUAGGACCGACCGACAACCGCCUCGUAAACCCGGCCGCCAUCUCGCUGCCCGAGACACAAACCAACAACGACAUCGUCGACGAUAUGAUGUCGAUCUCUGGCACGUUCGGCACGAUGGACGGUUUCCCAUUCGAUAUGACGGGGAUCUGGGACGUCUCGGUCUUCCAGGACGUCAAUCUAACGUAGCUUUGGGGCAUUCUACUUACACCUUAAUAUGUGAACAUUUGCUUCACUAUUCUUCCUUGCUCAUUCAACGAGGGUUUGGGAACUACAGCCUUGAUUUUUUGUCUUUCAACACUAUAGAGUCGAGAGUGGGCGUGGCUGGGCGAAAGGGAGGGAGGCUUUUUGUUCGCUUGAAAUAUACCC
Molecule: messenger RNA, 2612 nt
Organism: Aspergillus homomorphus CBS 101889
Lineage: Eukaryota; Fungi; Ascomycota; Eurotiomycetes; Eurotiales; Aspergillaceae
Product: putative C6 transcription factor
Exons: 5
Coding region: 372-2432 (686 amino acids)
Biological process (GO): DNA-templated transcription
Cellular component (GO): nucleus
Molecular function (GO): DNA binding; zinc ion binding; DNA-binding transcription factor activity, RNA polymerase II-specific
Source: RefSeq, a predicted model, not a curated record